AUGCAUCCCACUGAGGCUUCUUCUUAUGAGGCUUACUUCUACUCUGCAGAAGAUAGCUCCAGCAACCAAAGGUCGCCACCGUGCUCAAGUCAAGGCCAGGGCAUGAGCCGGGGCUUUUCCAGUGAUUCGCACAGCUCGGCAUCAACGUACGGAAACGUGUCGCCCGCAACCCCUGGACUAACGGAAGGCAUGUCGAGUUACUACUCCUCCUCAUACGGAAAUACCAAUAUGAGUGCAGAGGACAGUUACUACCUGGAGUCUUCUGAAUACUCUGGCGAAUACUCAGAAUAUCAAUCCCCUGAGGGUUCCAAUACCUGGUGCGCUACAAACGACUUCGCCACGCCGACUGGAUAUUACAGCCAGGAUUGCAACUAUCAAGACCAGAGCACCAGCUAUGUUGUUUCAUCCGAUCCCGCAACCAUGACUUAUGUAACCGCGGGUGACGAAGUGCCUCGAACCCCAACAACAUCUGGCCUUGCCACCGGUUACGAGCCCCCGAGCGGAUACCAUGUAUGUCUUGUAUCUGGAUGCGACACCCAGAUCAUGUUUAAGCGCAAAGCAGACCUACAGCGGCACUACGAGCACAAGCACAAACCGGACAAUCAGAAAGACCAAUUCUUUUGUGACUAUUCCAAAUGCCAACGCAGCAGCGAGGCUUUCCACCGGAUGGACCAUUUCCGGGAUCACUACCGUGAUUUCCACAACGAGGACCUGCCCCGCAAGAACGGCGAGAAGUCGGAUUGGUAUCAGAACCGCAAAGGCAAGGUCUCCAAGAACUGGUGGCGAUGUACCAAGUGCCUACGCCGCAUCCGCAUCGAUGAGCACGGAUGGGACUGCACCUCUUGCAACUCGCACUGCGACACUGCAAGACGAAACAUUCGAGGAUACGCUUAA
Neoarthrinium moseri is the source of this 894-nucleotide messenger RNA. RefSeq lists its product as uncharacterized. The transcript is spliced from 2 exons. The record is from RefSeq and is a predicted model, not a curated record. NCBI's taxonomy places the organism in Eukaryota, Fungi, Ascomycota, Sordariomycetes, Amphisphaeriales, Apiosporaceae. Bases 1 to 894 code for a protein of 297 amino acids.